Messenger RNA from Abrus precatorius (Indian licorice), 1021 nucleotides. RefSeq lists its product as uncharacterized. Lineage: Eukaryota; Viridiplantae; Streptophyta; Magnoliopsida; Fabales; Fabaceae. The transcript has 3 exons. The record is from RefSeq and is a predicted model, not a curated record. The coding region runs from base 139 to 621 and encodes 160 amino acids.
UCGGACAAUCCAUAACCCCGAUGGAUACGCGUCGUGAACUACGAGAAUCCACCCACCAACCAGUUGCUGAAACAAGCGAUUUAUACGAGAAAGCAAGUAGCGUGAACAGAUUGAGCUGUGAAUGUUCAUUGGGGACCCAUGGAUUCAGCCACUCUGCAAAUGCCCACGUCAAAAUUUGUUCUUUCCCCGCUUGCUUCAGUGGUGAAGGUUGCCACUCCAAAGAAGAAUACCAUUAAUUUUGGGUCCAAUUUCAGAAGAAGUGUCUCCAAAAUUCGGCCAAAAAAAUAUAUUUCUGUGUCAAGUUUAAAGGCAGAUGAGAACAGACGCAGAAGUAAUCUUGAAUCCCUGUUUUGUUAUGAUAAGGCUAUUCCAGAAGAAAGAAUUGAGAAGCCUAUUGGGUUAUUUUUGGCAGAGAAAGCUAUUGGUAACAAUCCCCGAUGCACUGAUUGCCAAGCCAAAGGUGCCGUGCUUUGCACCACUUGUGCUGGUUCUGGUCUAUACGUUGACUCCAUAUUGGAAAGCCAGGGCAUAAUUGUUAAAGUUCGUUGCUUAGGUUGCGGGGGAACUGGUAAUAUAAUGUGUACAGAAUGUGGGGGACGAGGUCAUCUGGGACCCAAAUGAUCAAAGACAUUUUAGAAUUUUGUUGUCCGACCCGUAUGUAAUAUUUUGGUUGUUAUUGCUUGUAACCAUGAUCAUAUUUUUUAAAAUCAAUGACUGGUUAUGACUAAGACCCAAGAUAUCUACCAAAGAAUCUCAGCCAUUCUCAAUCCAUGAGGUAAAGCUCAGAUAGCUGUAAUAUUUAUUCUUAUUUGUGGUUUCUCAAAAGUAUUUUCUUUGCUCACAGAGAUUACCUGUAAUAAAUUUACACGAAAGUGACAUAUAGUUGAUUUACUCCUUUAAGGAAAAUUUUCCCAUGAACAUUAUGUCCCUUUGAUUUGUAGAAUAGUUGGGAACUACAUUAAACUUAUUAAUGUUGUGGUGCAGGGAUUUUUUUAUAUAUAUAUGAUAUAUGGUUUUGUUG